AUGGCUGCAAAAAACGGCGGGCUACGGCCGCUCAGCGCCACCGCAACAAACACGCUCGGCGCGUCGAAACACACGCCCGCCGCCAAGCCCGCCGGCGCGCCGGAACCGCAAACGGCUGCAAACGGCGGGUUGCUCCGCACGCUCAAAAGCGUCUUUGGCCUCGCCAAGCUGCCCGAGCAGCAGCGGCUCGAGGCCCGCGAGCAGCGCGAAAACGCCAACAGCCCCUUCAUCCAGUACCCCUUGGUCACGCGUGAGCAGAUGCGCCGCAUGGCGUCGCACGCAUACCGAUUGGACGUGGGCCACGCGUCGUUCGCCCACCACAGCUUCAGCGCGGACCCCACGGUGCACUCGCUCAGCGACUUGACGGACCCCGCGCAGCUCAACUCGCUCUUGCCGCGGCGCCGCCCGCAGGGCUCUCCCGUGGACACGUUGCUGAUCAAGGCCGGCGACGACGCCAUGCUAGUGCUGCCCACGGUGAUGGCCAUUGCCGACGGCGUGUCCGGCUGGGAGUCCAAGGGCGAGCAGGCCUCGCUGGGCAUCUGGGCGCGGUCCAUGGUGGAGACGCUCAGCCGGCUCUUGACCGAGUACCGCUUGAGCCACAUGCCGCAUGUGUUGAACGCACGUGACGUCCAGCAGGUCUUGGACGACUCGUUUCUCCACACGUCGCACCUCAUGGACUUGCAGGGCCUCAAGGGCUCGUCCACGCUCCUCUUGGGCAUGUUGAGCGGCGCCACGCUCAAGUACAUCAGCAUCGGCGACUCGCGGCUCUGGGUGGUGCGGGGCGGCCGGGUCAUCCGCUCCAACACCGAGCAGAUGGCCGCGCCGUUGUGCCCGCAGCAGAUCGGCACCCAGACCUUGGGCCGCAUGCCGUCCGAGAUGGCCGAGGUGGACGAGGUCGCGUUGCAGGAAAACGACCUCAUUGUCAUGUGCUCCGACGGCAUCUCCGACAACUUGUUUGACCACGAGCUUGUCGACGCUCUUCACCAGUACCUCGCGCCGCCCAACAGUAGCGUGCGUGUGGCGUGCAGCAAGAUCUUGGCCAAGUGCAAGCUGGUGGCUUAUGACGACAAUGCCUACACGCCGUACAACGAGAAGGUGAACGCGCCUCCGGGGCAGGCUGCGAAGAAGGCCAGCCUCGGGGGCAAGAUGGACGACAUGUCCAUCUGCAUAGCCCGCGUCGUUGCAAAUGAGUCUGCGGCGAAGUGA
Molecule: messenger RNA, 1206 nt
Organism: Metschnikowia bicuspidata var. bicuspidata NRRL YB-4993
Lineage: Eukaryota; Fungi; Ascomycota; Pichiomycetes; Serinales; Metschnikowiaceae
Gene: PTC8
Product: Ptc8p
Exons: 1
Coding region: 1-1206 (401 amino acids)
Source: RefSeq, a predicted model, not a curated record